GUGGUAUGUAGGCAAAUGUACACUGAAAAAGAGUUGGUACAAACCUUGACUGCUACAACAUCAAUCUUUAGGGCAGCAAGUACUGCCAACUCCGGUAUAUCUAUCAAAGAUGCUGUAAAAUACUCAUCAAUCGCAAUCAACACACCACCACCUCUUGAGCAACCAGUGGUUACAUAA
Messenger RNA from Acanthoscelides obtectus, 177 nucleotides. The record is from the annotation of a GenBank genome assembly. Lineage: Eukaryota; Metazoa; Arthropoda; Insecta; Coleoptera; Chrysomelidae.